Medicago truncatula (barrel medic) is the source of this 2339-nucleotide messenger RNA. RefSeq lists its product as uncharacterized. Bases 378 to 1697 code for a protein of 439 amino acids. NCBI's taxonomy places the organism in Eukaryota, Viridiplantae, Streptophyta, Magnoliopsida, Fabales, Fabaceae. The record is from RefSeq and is a predicted model, not a curated record. The transcript has 4 exons.
UCAUAGACUCAUAGGUCCCCACCCACCCCUCAGAAAGUCCCAAACAAUUGGGGAGGUAAAAAUAGUGUCAAAAAUUCUAGAAAAGAAGAGAAAAUUCCAACGCGAAACUCAAAUCAAAUCAAAUCUGCUAGAGGCGGUCAUUGCAAUAAAAAAUACAAAGAAUUUGUUCAUAUUUUCUUCUUUUUGAACAAAACGCAAACAGUUGGUAGGCAUCGUUUGAAGCUUCGUUCUUUUUCUUCUCAUAUGCUUCUUCUCUUUCUCUCUUUCAUGCUUAACCUUCGCUUUUCUCUCACCAGGGUAUAGAUUGCUAAAAAUUGUGCUUGGAUGAGAAGUUGUAUUGAAGUAUUCAAGUUUAUAUGUCUCUGUAAUUUACAGACAUGCCGACAUAUACUGCAAUAGCGUUUGAUAGGUUUUUAGAGACUGGAGCUUCCAAGCCAAUUGAUAAACCUGCUCCAACUUCAAUGCCUGUACCAAAAGUUCAAAAACUUGAGAGGACUACUAGUGCUCCACCUGUGAAAAAUAAGGUUCCUCGUCCUCGGUUAAAGCCAGCACUUUAUACUACACCUGAGGUGAAACAACUUCCAGUUGUAGAUUCUCCUUCUUCAUUCCCUCCUUCACCAUACAUCAUUAACCAUAAACGUCGUGGCCCGCGUCUCCACAAGAGUUCGUCUGAGGCCAGUGUGCUGUCCAAGAAGAAUGUUUCCAGCGACGAAAAGGUUGAUGAUAAGAGCUUUGAUACUUGUGCUGCAAGUUCAGCGGGUGAUCUCCAAUUCAGUUUUACAAAUCCUGAACCUGUUGAAAAGGAGCUCUUGAAUGGUGUCUGUGGUGGUGAAUUUGAUAGAAGCAAUGGAAGUGAACUGAUGAAUGGACACAAAGAACCAGAGAAUAGUAGCUUUGCAAAUGGUUUGAUCAGGGAAAAUGGUCCUGCAUUGAAUACGGCAAGAGAUACAGAUAUUGAAGACUUCUUUGACCCGCAAGAUUCAAUGAGUUUCACAAGUAACACUGACGUGGAAGAAAAUGCAGGGACAGACCUAUCUAUGAAAUUCAGCAGUCCUGGCGGGGAGUUUUAUGAUGCUUGGGAAGAACUAUCAUCCGACGCUGCUACUCAAAAUUCUGCAUCUGAUGUUGAAGCUGAAUUGCGUGAAAUGAGAUUGAGUCUAUUGAUGGAGAUAGAGAAGCGGAAGCAAGCUGAAGAAUCCCUGAACAACAUGAGAAAUCAAUGGCAGAGUAUUAGGCAGGGGUUGUAUCUAGCAGGAAUCAUUUUGCCUGCAGAUCUUACAGCUGUUGCUGAGGGUGAGCAGCUGAAUUCUGAUCCAGUGGAAGACCUAUGUCAACAACUUUAUGUUGCUAGGUUCAUAUCAAAUACUAUUGGGAGAGCAACUGUUAGGACUGAGGUAGAGAUGGAGAUGGAAGCUCAACUAGAGUCAAAGAACUUUGAGAUUGCUCGGCUCAUGGAACGUCUCCACUGUUAUGAGACCAUGAAUCAUGAGAUGUCUCAGAGAAACCAGGAAGCAGUAGAGAUGGCACGACGUGAGAGGCAGAGAAAGAGUAAGAAGCAGAAAUGGAUUUGGGGUUCCCUAACGACUGUGAUCGCACUUGGUACGGCAGCAGUAGCAUGGUCUUAUCUUCCUGCUGGUGGAGAGUCGUACUCCGCAGAAGAUCAUCCAGUUCCCAAACAUGAUGAUGCAGCUAAAUAAAUAAUUCACCCUAUACUCACUAACUCUGAAUCCUUGUUACUCAGAUACUUUAGGAGUGAAAAAUAGAAGUUAUACCUGCCAUAGUGUGGUCAACUCAUCUCCUUGAUCAGUUACAAGUUUCUUGCAUCCUCAGUUUGUGCAUAAUCCAGAUAUAUAGAAGAAUGUGUCCUUCACUGGAAGUCCUCGUAGGUAGUUUUUUUUAUGGGAGUGUUUUGAACCACAUGUUGGAGAAAUAUGCCAUAGCAUCCUAUGCAUUGGAGCCAACUGUUUUACUUGUCAUGUUUAGCCAUAUGCUGCAUCUGGCUCAGUGCAUUUAUAGUUAUGGGAGUUUUUGUGAGCAUUUCCACACACUAGAGAGUUUUAUUGUCCGCUGAAUGUAAGCUUGAUUAACUUAAAGAGGUGAAUUCGCUGAGCACUGAUGAAUGCCGAAUUUUGUUUUUUGUGUUGUCUCUGUCAAAUGGUGAACUACUCAUAUAUCUUGAUGCACCUUAGCAUUGUCGAUUGUAACAAUGCUACUAGCUGUUGGAUCAUGCUGUUGUAGUCAGCCGUAGUUUUUGCAUUUUCUACAACCAUGAAGUGGUAGAAGGUUGUGGUUAGGAAUUCAUUUUUUAUGGUAUAUAUGAGUCAUUCGUUGAUUACCUA